Seriola dumerili (greater amberjack) is the source of this 1156-nucleotide messenger RNA. RefSeq names its product C2 calcium-dependent domain-containing protein 4C-like. The coding region runs from base 477 to 1103 and encodes 208 amino acids. The record is from RefSeq and is a predicted model, not a curated record. NCBI's taxonomy places the organism in Eukaryota, Metazoa, Chordata, Actinopteri, Carangiformes, Carangidae. The transcript has 2 exons.
AUGGGUCAAACAAACUCCACUGUGAAAGUGACAUCUGAAUUUGAGCCUAACAUACCUUAAUUAUUAAUAGUUACAUAAUAAAUGUGAUGGUUGAAAAUGGUUUGGGGAAUUAAUGAAAUCUGAACAGCUGUUUUUCAGCACUAAAAUUCAUCUCUAUCCAGUCGGUGAACAUCAUCAGUCUGGAUCCAGUAGUUUCUUCUCAUUCACAGAGGAGGAUGUUUACAAAAACACGUUUAUAUUUACACCUUAACAUGUUCCCUUAAGUCAUCACGUGAACACGUCUGUGGGCCAAUCACUUAAAAGCCGCCUGUGAUUUUUCGUCCUGUAAACAUCUGAGUGGUUAAUUCAGUGAUUCUGGACUCUGAAGGACUAAUGUCGGAUCAGUCUGAUUGGAUCCACCUGCUGCUGCUGAUAUAAAACCAGGUCAUCAGAGACAGGCCUGCUUCAGACCAGGUGAGACUAAAGCCUCAGGCAUCAUGUCGGCUGUUAAAUCCGGAUCGUCUCUGCGGAGUCUGCUUCUGACCCCGGAGCGGAUCCCAGACUUCCUCAUCCCAUCCCGCAGUCCGCUCUUCACCCUCUCCCCGCGGCCAUACCGGAGCUCCCUGGAUCGGACCAGACUGCUGUCUGACCAUGAUGAGGACAGUCCAGGAGGGAGUCCCCCCGAGGUCCCACUCAGCCCCGCGGCCUCCCCUCGGUUCCUGCUCCGCCUGCCGCCGCGGAUCAAAGAUCCCCGCCGCGCUGCCGCUGCAGCGGCAGAGGAUGCGAAUGCGGACACAGACCUGACGACGCGCGCGGCAAUGUCUCUGCCUCACGUGGAGAAGGUGACCACGCCCUAUGGCUUCCGCGCUGUGCUGGCCGCAAGUCCGUGCACGCACCGGCGGGAGUCCAUGUUUCACCGGAACAAACCAGUGACCGUGACGGUCACAGACAACGAACAGCAGGAUCCGGGUCUGAGGGACCCGUCAGACCCACCUCCCCUUCCCGGCAGGUCCCGGAUCUGUCUGCGGCCCAUUAAAGCUCUGGGUCUGCAGGUGAUGAGGGAGCUGAAGAGACCUGCAGCCUCUCUGAAGGCUCUGAGUCCCGGAGCAAGGAAGACCCGCUGACAUCGCAUGAAUGUAAUCACACCUGGCAGGUGGACCAGACUGUCAGUGCAGCA